AACUCCAGACUUGCUGUGCAGCUUGUAGCUACUCGGACUGUAACUUUUAGCGAACCAAACAUCAGGAAGGCAAAUAAUGCCCAGUCGGAUAGCUAAAUAGUAGCUAGAGCUGUUGUUCACUACAAUUUUGCCACUUUUUGCGCGGACAUAAUGUCUGAUGAGGAAGAAGACUAUAUGUCGGAUGCUUUUCUCAGUAAAAUACAAGAUGUGAAACCAGGGGUCAACAUGGUGAGGCGGGUAAAAGAGGCAAUAAAGAGGGAGACGCAGCAAAAUGAGAAGAACAUUAAGAACCGUCAGAAAACCUACAAGGAGCAGGAGAAGGAAAGUCGAGAAGCAGCUUUACAGAGCUCCAUCAGCAAUGAGAACAAGGGAUUUGCGCUUCUGCAGAAAAUGGGUUACAAAGCUGGUCAAGGCCUCGGGAAGGAGGGAGCUGGGAGGGUUGAUCCAAUUCCUCUAAACAUCAAAACCGACAGAGGUGGCAUUGGAAUGGAGGAGGUGAAGAAAAGAAAAGCUGAGGAGGAACUUGAACAUUAUCGACAUAAAGUGCGAGCCAAACAACAGAAUGAGAGCAAAAAUCUGGAAGAUUUCAGGUCAAGAGUAAGAACAGAGAGAGAGGAGCGUAAGAUUGAAGGAGAUCUCAGGAGGAGCCAGCGAGCCUGUGAGCAGCUUGACAAUCAGAAGGGCAUCACUGUCCCCAGAGAAGACUGGUACUGGCCAAAAGAAGACGCUGAUGAUGAGGAAGAUAGUCAGGAGGAGGAGAAGGAAGAAGAGAUUGUGGAAUUAACUUCCUUUGACAAACUGCACAUUUUGACAUCCUAUUUGAGAGGAAUCCAUUUUUACUGCAUAUGGUGUGGAACCACCUAUAAUGACGAAGAGGACUUAUGCUCUAACUGUCCUGGGGAUACAGCAGCAGACCAUGAUUGAACUUGAUAAUAAAAAAAAA
Messenger RNA from Xiphias gladius (swordfish), 943 nucleotides. It is a transcript of the gene gpatch11, whose product is annotated as G patch domain containing 11. The record is from RefSeq and is a predicted model, not a curated record. Lineage: Eukaryota; Metazoa; Chordata; Actinopteri; Istiophoriformes; Xiphiidae. The transcript is spliced from 8 exons. Gene Ontology annotation, molecular function: nucleic acid binding. Gene Ontology annotation, cellular component: kinetochore. The coding region runs from base 151 to 924 and encodes 257 amino acids.